AUGUGCCGCGACUCGUCACUAGUGAUCAACGAAGCUGGUCUUCCUGGUCGUCCUGGUCCUGACUUCGCGCGACGCGAUGGGCUCUUCAUACUUCAGGGCCGCCGAUGGCGAGACACUUCAAAACGUCGGCGUGGACCAGCCAUCACCAGACUUAUUGCUCACGGGGCAUCCUGGUGGACGGCUCUGGUCUGCGUGUUCCUCGCUUACGCCUCGCCGGUGCGGUCUGCCAUGCUAAAUUUCGAAAAUUGCCUCAGCGAAACAAUCCUGCAAUCGAAUCCCCCUCAACUGCAAUACGUCCCCCUCAAUGUCUCUGUGCAUUUCAACCUCACCGACUCCCUCAACCCGUUGAGAGUCACCGUCUACGGCAAUGUGACGGGCACCGCAGAUGGCUCUCCUGCCCCGCCCCCGACAGACGAAUCCUGGAUCGAUCCAGAGUCGACUGUUGGAAAGAUUGUCAAUAUCAGUCGAGCCAAUAAUAAAUUCACCACCUUGAUCACAUCUUUCGACGUGCUGAGUUUUACCCCUUUCAGCAACGCGUCGCGGUUCUGUGAUGCAGUCGACCAGGGCAAUUGUCCGCUCGGACCGGUCUUCAAUUCGAAUCUAAGCGAUCUGAGCACAUUGCGAGCUUUCUCCGUCCAACAUGAUAUGCUUUCCACGUACCGAUUCUCGACAAUCAACCCAACUUUUACCAUCCGAUCGGGCGAUGCAUCUGCGGCCGAGCUUGGCUGUAUUACAGUGCCAAUAACCCCUGAUUUCGGUACUUCGCUGAAGAACACGUUGAUAUUUGUACCAUUGGUGGUCUUGUUGCUUGUUGCGAUUGCCACCGUCGCAGCGGCCGUGUACAGUCCCUGGGGUACCACGGACAUCUUCCGGUGGACAAGCAAUUACGGCCGUGAUGAGGAUGUCCUGCGAUUGGUGACCCCCGGCUUCGCGGACUGUCUGCAAUACCUGCAAUAUAUUGUUCUGACUGGGUCUCUGUCUCUGGACUAUCCAGGCUUUUUCCAACCCGCGGUCAGCUACGGGUCUUGGUCGGUCCUGAUGUUCAACCAGAGCUUCAUUGAUCCCGCGGGGGCCAACAGCCCGGUAGUAGACGGAGUGUACGUGAUCAAUGGGACCUACGGACUCGACCGCAUGAAUCAACUGGUCGGGAUGGCCUCCAACCAGGAAAUCUGGCCGGCGAUGAUGGUCUGGACCCUGGGUAUCCUCGCUUGCAUGAUUGUGGUGUGUCAGGUCGGCUUUGCAGUACGAUGGAUGCAUCGUGAACUCGCGCAUAGCACAGAGCAGGAUCUGCGUUCCAAGAAUUUGCCAUUCACCAUGGGCAAUGUCAUUCGCAUCAUUUUCAACUACUUUCUCCUCCCAAUUGUGUCGCUCUCCUUCUAUCAGCUCGUCACAGCUAGAGGAUCUCCUGCUUACAACGUGGCCCUGGCGGCGUUGGUGAUUCUCGUCAUCAUGUGCUUUUCUAUCUGGUUGAUUCGCAUCAUAAUCUCUACCCGACCAAAAUCCCAUCUUUUUGACGACCUGCCUACCGUCCUCUUGUACGGCCCUCUCUACAACACUUACUGCGAUGAUGCCGCGGCCUUUGCCAUGAUCCCCAUCUUCCUCAACUUUGCUCGAGGGGUUGGUAUUGGAGCGCUGCAGCCAUCGGGUAUCGCCCAAGUCGUCCUACUCGCCAUCUGCGAGGUCGUCGCCGUGCUGACGCUGGUUGCAUUCCGACCUUUCCCUUCCCCUACUCAUAUGAACCUCUAUCAUGCCAUCUUCGCCUGCAUUCGCUUCCUGACGAUAAUCAUGAGCGUAGUUUUUGUGCCAUCUCUUACCGUGUCUUCCGCCACUAAGGGAUGGGUCGGCUAUGUCAUUCUCGUUCUCCAUGCGAUAGUCCUCAUCUUUGGCUUCCUCUUGAACGCUUUGCAAACUUUAAUUGAAGUGUUGGCCCGACUUGCCGGUGCCGGUGGUGCAACUCGCGGUGGUUUGGUCAAGGUUUUCGGAAUGCGGCAGUUGUCUAGGCGGGUUCCCCGAUCAGACCUUGCUCGGCAAAGCAUGGCAUCCGAUGCAGCCAUGCUAGCACACACUGACGAUCGAUUGUCUUCGCAAUUCGGCGGCUCACGGCCUCGCAGUCUAUCGGGGAGCUCUGCCCUCCUCCUGAGCCGACCGCCAGCCAGUGAAGGUCGUGCGAGUGCUGUGCUCGAGUACGCUAGCUCCUAUGGCGGGGGGCAUAGUCGUGCGGCGAGUGGGAAUAUUUAUGCACAGUCUCCCACGGCGUAUAGCGGGACUGGGGAGUACUUCAGCAGUUCCCCCAGCAGCAGCACUUUCAUCGCCACUAACCCUCGUGAUCCGUACUACCGGCCGCCUCGUCCUGGACGACGAACGCCCCAAGGCUCUUUCGAUCGGAGUAAAAAGACCUCAAGGUCGUUCUUGAAAGGCGGUCGUGUCCACGACGAGGAGAGUCUCGGUGACGGUGACCCAACUUCUGGGCGCGGGACUCCGGUCCCUGCUUACCUGCCGGCACCCAAGGACGACAUGGAAAUGGAAGAAACAGAGCAACGAAAAGAUUACGCAGUGCGCGAGGUUGACUUCUACUACAGAGUACGCGGUCCUCCGCUCUCUCACACUGGAACUCGAAAGUUGAAGACUGGUCCUGCGGAUCCGACGGGCCCUGUUUCAUCAGCAACUGGAUGGUUCCGCAACUUGUUCCAAGGCAAAACAAAAGACAAGGGUAAAGGAUUUGAGGUCGUUCGAAGUGCUCGAGCGCCUCCCCCAGGUCUCUUCCCCACCGGUGACUAUAAUGAGCCCUAUCAGGAUGAGCCUCAAACGGAGGAGACUACGGCCGGUGGACACUCCCGCACGGCAUCCGCAGGUGAAGCUCCAUAUCACGACACAGAAGGUGAGCAAAGCGCUGGAUCUGGCGAUCAGGGUCAGGAGGAUCCCGACGAUCGACCGGGAGCUCCAGUUCUGCCCGAUGUCGAUACGGUCAGCAAUAUUGAGUUGCCUAGUCGAGUUGGCUCUCGCCGCACACAGGCAGACUCCGAGAAUGGUGUAGAACCCGUCAUACUCAACUUGCCCACCGUCACAGAGGCCUCUUCGCCCAAAUCCAAAGCCUCCACAUCCCGCUCAGGUCGCCACCUGCAGCCUCAGUUAUCUCCCACUGCCGCUCGUCUUCCAUUCAGUGAGAGCAGCUCGCCGUCCCGAGAUCGGGGUCUCUCUGUAGCAUCAACAUCUGGCUCGUUGACAUCUAGUCAUCGGACUGGCCGAGAUGGUCAUCGAGCAGAGCGACCUUCGAGCAUGGGCUAUGUUGCACAGCAUCGUACACGUGAUAACAUUCACGAGGCGAGUCCAGACGAAAUGUCAUUCACGGGCAGUGCAGCAGAACUGGUGGAUGAACGUGCUCUUUAA
Messenger RNA from Penicillium oxalicum, 3387 nucleotides. RefSeq lists its product as uncharacterized. Gene Ontology annotation, biological process: transmembrane transport. The record is from RefSeq and is a predicted model, not a curated record. Lineage: Eukaryota; Fungi; Ascomycota; Eurotiomycetes; Eurotiales; Aspergillaceae. The transcript has 2 exons. Bases 1 to 3387 code for a protein of 1128 amino acids.